Messenger RNA from Recurvomyces mirabilis, 2013 nucleotides. It is a transcript of the gene MET13, whose product is annotated as methylenetetrahydrofolate reductase (NAD(P)H) met13. The coding region runs from base 1 to 2013 and encodes 670 amino acids. Gene Ontology annotation, cellular component: cytosol. The transcript has a single exon. NCBI's taxonomy places the organism in Eukaryota, Fungi, Ascomycota, Dothideomycetes, Mycosphaerellales, Teratosphaeriaceae. Gene Ontology annotation, biological process: tetrahydrofolate interconversion. Gene Ontology annotation, molecular function: methylenetetrahydrofolate reductase [NAD(P)H] activity; FAD binding. The record is from RefSeq and is a predicted model, not a curated record.
AUGCACAUAACCAAAAAGCUGGCGGCGGCCCACGCCGAAAACCGCCCAACCUACUCUUUCGAAUACUUCCCUCCCAAGACCGCUCAAGGCGUUCAGAAUCUCUAUGAUCGAAUGGACCGUAUGCAUGGCUUCGGUCCUGCUUUCAUCGACAUAACAUGGGGAGCUGGUGGACGCAUGUCCAACCUGACGUGCGAGAUGGUGAAGGUGGCACAAUCUGCAUAUGGUCUGGAGACAUGCAUGCACCUGACUUGCACGGAUAUGGCUGUGUCAAAGAUCGACGAGGCGUUGGAGGAGGCAUACAAAGCUGGGUGUACGAACAUCCUUGCUCUACGGGGAGAUCCUCCUCGAGAGAAGGAGAAGUGGGAGCAAGGUGAUGGCGUGGCGUUCAGAUAUGCUAGGGAUCUGAUCAAGUAUAUCAAGAAGAAGUACGGCGACCACUUCGACAUUGGCAUUGCCGGAUACCCCGAAGGCUGUGACGAGGAGACGGAUGCAGAUGCACAUAUCCCUUAUUUGAAGGAAAAAGUGGAUGCAGGAGGGACAUUCAUUGUGACGCAGAUGUGCUACGAUGCUGAUAUUUUCAUUGCAUGGGUGAAGCAGUGCAGGGAGGCUGGGAUCCCGGAAAGUGUGCCGAUCAUUCCAGGAAUCAUGCCCAUCCAGACGUACGACAGCUUUCUGCGGCGAGCGAACUGGACGCAAUGUAAGAUUCCUUCAGACUGGCUGGAGAAGCUGGAACCUGUCAGAAACGACGAUGCACGAGUACGAGACGUAGGCAAAGAUCUGAUUGCGGACUUCGGUCGGAAACUUUUGGAUAGUGGGACGACAAUGCAUCUGCAUUUCUAUACCAUGAACCUUGCCGCCUCAACGCAGAUGGUACUGGAGGAGCUAGAGAUGACACCAGCCACGGACUCGCAUAACCCAGAUCUCAAGCCUCUACCAUGGCGACAAUCCCUGGGCUUGAACAGGCGAGACGAGAACGUCCGACCAAUCUUCUGGCGAAACAGAAACAGAAGCUACGUAGCCCGAACACAAGACUGGGACGAAUUUCCUAACGGUAGAUGGGGAGACUCGCGCUCCCCUGCUUUCGGUAGCCUGGACGCUUACGGCAUCGGAUUGAAAGGUACAAACGAAGCCAACCGCAAGCUCUGGGGUAGUCCUCACAACGUGCAAGAAAUCGCCAAUCUCUUCGUAGGCUACAUGAAAGGCCAAGUGCAGACACUACCGUGGUCCGAGAGUCCUAUCAGCGGCGAAGCGGACGUCCUGCGGAAGGACUUGAUUGAUCUCAAUAGCCGGGGUCUUCUGACUAUCAACUCUCAGCCCGCAGUUGAUGGCGUGAAAUCGACCCAUUCGACUUACGGCUGGGGUCCAAAUAACGGCUACGUCUACCAGAAAGCCUAUCUUGAGGUCCUUGUCCACCCCUCUCUCCUAUCUACACUCCUGGAACGCAUGAACGCAAAGCCGGAGAUAACAUACUACGCCGUGUCCUGCACUGGAAAACUUCAGACAAACGUUCCUGGUGGCGAUGGCAGUGGACCCAACGCCGUGACCUGGGGUGUCUUUCCUGGUAAGGAGAUCGUGCAGCCUACUAUCGUGGAAACGGUGUCCUUCCUGGCAUGGCGAGAUGAGUUCUACUACCUUGGUUCAGAGUGGAGUAAAUGCUAUGAUGAGGAUUCUGAUUCGCGGAGGGUAAUCAGGGAGAUCACGGAGACCUGGUCGCUGGUCAACAUCGUGGAUAAUGACUUCAGGAGCCAGCGAGGCAUCUUCCCGCUCUUUGAGGGGUUGAAGGUCGAUGGUGUGGUUGGUGGUGAGAUGAUCAAGACGAAUGGACAUGUGAAUGGUCAUACGAACGGUGAGGCAGAUUUGAAGACAGAGGAUAAAGCGCUUCCGGACAGGAGUGUGAAUGGUCAUGCUAAGGGUCCCGCGCCAGAGACAGACGGAGUGCCGGAUGGGAAUAAUGUCGUCAACGGCGCCGAUGUGAAGGCGAACGGACACGGCAACGGCGAGCUCAAGAACUGA